Molecule: messenger RNA, 8936 nt
Organism: Sorex araneus (European shrew)
Lineage: Eukaryota; Metazoa; Chordata; Mammalia; Eulipotyphla; Soricidae
Gene: PLCB2
Product: phospholipase C beta 2
Exons: 34
Coding region: 469-4008 (1179 amino acids)
Biological process (GO): lipid catabolic process; phosphatidylinositol-mediated signaling
Molecular function (GO): phosphatidylinositol-4,5-bisphosphate phospholipase C activity; calcium ion binding
Source: RefSeq, a predicted model, not a curated record
GCACCGCCCCCGUGCGCCCUGACUGUCGCGUGUGGCCCGGAGGAAACGGGCCGCAGCUGCUGACGCCCUUCCCCCCUCCGGGCCUCAGUUUACCCCCCCCCCCGAAGAGAAGAGAGGAUGCCACGCUCGUGCUCUCGGCGCGCGCCCCGCUCCAGGUACCCUCCCCAUGGGUCCUCCAGACUGAACAGCAGAGACAAUGCAAGGAAUUGCAGGAUGUAUAUUGUGCAACAAUAUACAGCAGAGCUCCGGCAGUUGAAGACCUCUGGAACCCAGCCACGGCCAUGCUCAAGGUCCCUCUCCACAUGUUUGGAUGAGCCUCGCGCAUGAUGGAACCGGCAGAGGAACCCAGGCUGGGCUGUAAGCGGAUCCCCACAGAAGCCACAGCCAGCGCCAUGUGAGCCGUGACCCGGCUUGGCACCCCUGCCCGCCUGUGCCUGCCGGCCUCGUCAGAGAGGGAGCCUGGGUGCCAUGUCCCUGCUCAGCCCCGUCCUGCUGCCCCCCGAGGUGAAGACCUAUCUGAGCCAUGGAGAGCGCUUCAUCAAAUGGGAUGACGAAACGGCCAUCGCCUCCCCGGUUAUUCUGCGCGUGGACCCCAAGGGCUAUUACUUGUACUGGACAUACCAGAGUAAGGAGAUGGAAUUUCUGGAUAUCACCAGCAUCCGGGACACCCGCUUUGGGAAGUUUGCCAAAGUGCCCAAGAGCCAGAAGCUCCGGGAUGUGUUCAACAUGGACUUUCCCGACAACACCUUCCUGCUGAAGGCGCUCACCGUGGUGUCCGGCCCCGACCUGGUGGACCUCACCUUCCACAACUUCGUCUCCUACAAGGAGAACGUGGGCAAGGACUGGGCUGAAGAUGUGCUGGCCCUGGCCAAGCACCCGCUGACCACCAACGCCCCCCGCAGCACCUUCCUGGACAAGAUCCUGGUGAAGCUCAAGAUGCAGCUCAAUCCUGAAGGGAAGAUUCCUGUCAAGAAUUUUUUCCAGAUGUUUCCUGCUGACCGUAAGCGGGUGGAAGCUGCCCUCAGUGCUUGCCACCUCCCCAAAAGCAAGAAUGAUGCCAUCAACCCCGAAGACUUCCCAGAAUCGGUCUACAAGAGUUUCCUCAUGAGCCUCUGCCCUCGGCCCGAAAUAGACGAGAUCUUCACGUCCUACCACGCCAAGGCCAAACCCUACAUGACCAAGGAGCACCUGACCAAAUUCAUCAACCAGGUGCAGCGCGACCCCCGACUCAAUUCCUUGCUGUUCCCGCCAGCCCGGCCGGACCAGGUGCAGGGGCUCAUCCACAAGUACGAGCCCAGCUGCAUCAACGUGCAGAGGGGCCAGCUGUCCCCCGAGGGCAUGGUGUGGUUCCUGUGCGGGCCGGAGAACAGUGUGCUGGCCCAGGACAAGCUCCUGCUUCACCAGGACAUGACGCAGCCGCUCAACCAUUACUUCAUCAACUCCUCGCACAACACCUACCUCACAGCGGGCCAGUUCUCUGGCCUCUCCUCGGCCGAGAUGUACCGUCAGGUGCUGCUGGCGGGCUGCCGCUGCGUGGAGCUGGACUGCUGGAAGGGGAAACCCCCGGACGAGGAGCCCAUCAUCACGCACGGCUUCACCAUGACCACCGACAUCUACUUCAAGGAAGCCAUCGAAGCCAUUGCAGAGAGCGCCUUCAAGACCUCCCCGUACCCCGUCAUCCUGUCGUUCGAAAACCACGUGGACUCACCCCGACAACAGGCCAAAAUGGCCGAGUACUGCCGGACGAUGUUUGGGGACAUGCUGCUCACGGAACCCCUGGAAAAAUUCCCGCUGAAACCAGGCACCCCCCUGCCCAGCCCUGAGGAUCUCAAAGGCAAAAUCCUCAUCAAGAAUAAGAAGAACCAGUUCUGUGGCAAGGAAGCAGGUGGGGAGCCAGAGGGCAGCUGCCCACCCAGUACCCCAGCGGGUGAGGAGCCAGUGGUGCAGCCUUGUGAAUCUGUGUGGACUGGCGAGGAGGAGGAAGAGGAGGAGGAGGAGGCAGAAGAGGAAGAGGAGGAAGAGUUGGGGUGUCUGGAUGAAGAGGAGAUAAAAAAGAUGCAGUCAGAUGAGGGCACAGCGGGUCUGGAGGUGACGGCGUAUGAGGAGAUGUCCAGUCUGGUCAACUACAUCCAGCCCACCAAGUUCAUCUCCUUCGAGCUCUCGGCUGAGAAGAACCAGAGUUAUGUCAUCUCCUCCUUCACGGAGCUCAAGGCCUACGACCUGCUGUCCAAGGCCUCGGUGCAGUUUGUGGACUACAACAAGCGCCAGAUGAGCCGCAUCUACCCCAAGGGCACCCGCAUGGACUCUUCCAACUACAUGCCCCAGAUGUUCUGGAACGCCGGGUGCCAGAUGGUGGCCCUCAACUUUCAGACCAUGGACCUGCCCAUGCAGCAGAACAUGGCUCUGUUUGAGUUCAACGGCCAGAGCGGCUACCUCCUCAAGCACGAGUUCAUGCGGCGACCGGACAAGCAGUUCAACCCCUACUCCGUGGACCGCAUCGACGUGGUGGUCGCCACCACCCUUUCCAUCACGGUAAUCUCGGGGCAGUUCCUGUCGGAACGAAGUGUGCGCACCUACGUGGAGGUAGAGCUGUUCGGCCUUCCUGGGGACCCCAAGAGGCGCUACCGCACCAAGCUGUCCCCCAACACCAACUCCAUCAACCCUGUCUGGAAGGAGGAGCCCUUUGUCUUCGAGAAGAUCCUGAUGCCUGAGCUGGCCUCGCUCAGGGUGGCCGUGAUGGAGGAAGGCAAUAAGUUCCUUGGGCACCGCAUCAUCCCCAUCAAUGCCCUGAACUCGGGGUACCACCACCUGUGUCUGCACAGUGAGAGCAACAUGCCCCUCACCAUGCCUGCACUCUUUGUCCUCCUGGAGAUGAAGGACUACGUGCCCGACACCCUGGCCGAUCUCACCGUGGCCCUGGCCAACCCCAUCAAGUUCUUCAAUGCCCACGACAAGAAGUCUAUGAAGCUCAAGGCUGCCAUGGGAGAUGGGCCUGAGAUGUCCUUUCCUGUGGGCAGCCCAGCUGUGGCUCCAGGCAAUGGGGCUGCUGCCCCGAGGAGCAAUGGGUCAGCAGCAGCGGGGGCCGUUGCCAGGGAAGAGGUCAGCAAGCUGGCCAGCAAGCCAGCUGCAGAGCCGCAGACGGCCAGCCUGGAGGAGCUGCGUGCCCUGAAGGACAUGGUGAAGCUGCAGCGGCGGCAGGAGAAGGAGCUGCGCGAGGUGCAGCGGCGCGGGGAGGCGCGCAGGCAGGAGCUGCUGCAGCGGGCCGCGGCCGAGCUGGGCCCGCCGGGCAGCGCUGGGGGCCGCAGGGCCGGCCCGGACAAGGACUCGCGCAAGAAGAGGGCGCUGCAGGCCCAGGAGUCCCCGGACGCCCCGGAGGGCCCCGAAGGCGCGGACGCACGCGUGCGGGAGCUGCAGGGCCGGCUGGAGCAGGAGCUGCUGCGGCUGGGCGAGGCGCAGCACGACCGCGUGCGGAAGCUCCGCGAGAACCACGUGGCCGAGCAAACAGCCAAAAUGCUGGAGCUGGCACGGGCAAGGCAGGCCGCAGAGCUGAAGAACCUCAAGGGGACGCUGCAGACUGAUACCAAAGCCACAAAGAAAAAGCUGGAGGCCAAGAGGCUGGAGAGGAUCCAGGCCAUGAUCAAGGUCACUUCGGACAAGAUGGCCCAGGAGAGGCUGAAGAGAGAGAUUAACAACUCACACAUUCAGGAGGUGGUGCAGGUGCUCAAGCAGAUGACUGUGAACCUGGAACGCCACCAGGAGCAGCUAGAGGAGAAGCAGGCGGCCUGCCUGGAGCAGAUCCGGGAGAUGGAAAACCAGUUCCAGAAGGAGGCGCUGGCGGAGUACACAGCCAGGAUGGCGGGCCUGGAGGCCGAGGUGAAAGAGUCACUGAGAACAUGCUUCCCCUCCGAGGCAGGCAGCAAGCCUGGAAGACCCCGGGGGGCCUCCCUGGAGUUGAUGGAGCAGGACCUGCCCUCUGCAGAGGCCGACUCCCAGGAGAGCCGUUUCUGAUGCCCCCAGACUCUGCAGGAAUGCUCAGUCCCCCACACCCCCUGGCCACGGGCCCCUCGGCAGCCUCACGGCCAGCCCAGAGGGAGGCUGUGGGCACCUCGGGGCCUCUCUGGCGGCCUCCCACCCCUCCCAUGCCCCAUCUCUAUCUUCAAGUGAGGAGAGCAAGAAGGAAUCCUCAGAGGACACUAAAGACACUAAGGGAGCAAGAUGCUGACCCCACUCGGGUCAGGGGGCACAUGCCAGGGGUGGGCCAGGCUCUGGGCAGGAGAGUGCCCCCAAAGCUGCCCUCCCCCACGAACCUCCAUCCUGGGAGCAGAGAGCUGACCCGGCUCCCCGCCCCCCGCACUCCCAGGGUCCCUCUCAUGUGGCAGGAGUGGAAGGAAGAGCCUGGCACUCCAUGCCGCCCUGCGGGGUACUGAAAAGUCGUGCCAGGCUCUGUGCCAGGGCUCAGGGUGGCAGACCCAGCCCUCCAGGGAGGAAGUGGAGUUCCGCGCAGGCACCACUGGUGGGGCGGGAGGGAAGACUGGAGGCCUCCGGGUCCCAUCUUCCGCCUUGCAGUCCGUGUCCUCCUGCCCCCCACGAAUAUGGUGCUGGGGGGAGAAGAAUGGCCUUGUGGGUACUCUCCUCUCCUAAGCCCGGCUCGCCCCUUUCCUAGCUCGCACCCGAGGCUGGCUGCCUGCCCGGCCAGCUUCCUUUCCUUUCUUCGGAGUCUGUGAUGUUUGUUUGUUCUUCUCCUUCUUAAUCCUCAACAACCAAGUCCCCCUAUUUCGGGCCUAAGCCAGGGCUCCCUUUUAGAACUAAGAAAUGGGGCCAGGGAGGAGUGUGGCCCCUGGAUGAAGUGGGUUGGGGGUGGGGGGGAGCUGCAGGGAGCAGAACCUGGCUGCAGCCCUCCCCCCGCCCCUUGGCACGCAGGGGUCGUACUGCCUCUGGUUGUGAGGAGGAACCCCUUUUCCUUCGGCUCACCCCAGGCCACAACCACUGGAAAAAGGAUGUCACCCUGCCCAACCCCCGCGAUGGGGGCCUUCUGGCCCACCCCCAGGCCACAGCGACAGCAUCAGCAGUGCUGGGUGCACAGGGGCCUCCUCUCUUCUCUGGGACUUGAAGGCUUUCAGCAGCCCCUCUCCCCUGCUCCCCUCCUUUCCCCCUGCCCCUAGGCAGACCAGAUACAGUGAGCUUUCGUGCGAAUCCCAACACUGUGAUCCCAGGACAGCUGGGUCCUGAAUCCCAGUGCGCACGGGCGAAGGCUGAUUCUAGGAAGAGGCUGUUUUCUUUCCAGAGAGUUCCGGCACAGGCCAUUGCUGCAAGCACCUGUGCCUUCCGAAAACAAACAGGACUCCCCCGGCCCUUCCCCCCUCCCUCCAGUCCCACUGGGUGCCUGGCCUUGGGGAGGCUUGCUGCUGGGCCAUGCCUGGUGAGGCAGGCCGGUCAUUCUCAGCCUGCACACACGAGGGUGGGACCCCCAGAGCCACAGCCACAGCUGGAACCAUGCCGGUCUCCAUCAGCGGACCCCAGGGAGAGCCAUGUCAGGGUAAGGACUGAGACCCAGGGCACGGGACUGGCCCAGGCGCAGUGAGCAGAGACCCGAGCUCCCUGUCAGGGCAGCUUUGUCCCCUGAGUGCUGGGGGAGAAGCCGCCUCCCCCUAGAUUAGAGACUCCAGGCCUGGCCCGGGACACCACUCUGAAGCCAGGGAGGUUGGUGGGGGGAUUCCCAUGGGAUCAGGCCUAGAGUGCCACCCCCCACCUUUCUGUUCUCGAAGGGGGGAAAUGUUUUUAAGGGUAGAGAAUCCUCUGGAACUCUCCAGAGUUUCAGGGCCCUUGGGGAUGUGCAAAGGGAGGGCAGGCACCAGGCAGGUGAAGGGCACCUGAGUUCCGUUCCUGCUGACUCUCUUGGGGCUGCAGCCAGGCUGCCUGACUGCUCCUGGACGUGCCUCAGUUUCCCCCGUGUGGAUGCCCUCCUUCCCCAGCCCAUUGCUGACUCAGAUGCCAGCGUCCCCUGCUGACUCAGCCCUCCCCCUACUCCCCCCCCUUCCUAGCAGAUCUCCCAUCUCCCAGCCAGCCACGUGCCACCGGGCCCAGCCCUGCUGAGCGGCUGCAACGUGACAGGGUGAGGGGGCUGGUGACACUUGAGGAGGAAAGCAGGGGGCCUGCUGGGGGCAGCUGCAGACAGAGUGAGAGACUGCUGCUGCCUGCCCACCCCAGAGGAAGCCCUUUGCCAGCCAGCACCGCCCCCCGCCCCCCCUUCAGGCAGCUCUGUGGGGGGGCAGGGAGGAGACUUGGGGGCCUGCCCCUGCCUGCCUGGGCUCCGUCUCCUGUCAGCCCUCGGCUCCCUCAGCGACAGCUUCUAAUUCCGGCUGCCUCUGUGCUGUGCAGCGAAGUCUCAGCUUUUUUUCAGCUCUGCUAUUUCUUUCCUGUUCAGAACAUACUGAGCCCACAGGGAAGUCAGAGCAAAGGCUCUGGGGCCUGAGACCCAAUGCCACCCCCGUCCCACCGCAGCUGGGCCCAAUGGAACUGGCUGCUCCUUCCAGACAGUCCUCAGCAUGGCACCCGCUGUUAGACGAAGCCUCGGCGGGUCUUACCCCAGCCUGCUCCCCCAAACCCUCUCCUCAGGGAGCCGGGCAGUGCUCCUCAGAGGCCACAGAGUGCCUGUUCCUGACCCUGCUAUCGCCCCUCUCUUCUGUCCCCAUGUGGGGUGGUCCUGCCUUGACUUGUUACCUCAGCCAGAAUCCCAGGCUAUCCCCUCCCCUGGCCCUGGCAACCGAGAAGAGGAGAAAGCAGGUGGGGUGAUGGCUCCAAGGGCUUGUACACGGGCAUCUCAUGUGCGAGGUCUGGGUUCGAUCCCCAGCACCCAUGUGAUCUUCUCUAUACUGCUGAGCACUGGACAGUGAGUAGCCACUGAGAAGUACCAGGGUGGCCCCCAAACCAAAAUAACAAACACCAAGGAAGAGGUGAAAACACUUUUCCUUGUGCUGCAGAAAAGGGAAAUUGAGUCACAAAGGAACAGCUGAGUCCUGUGCCCAUCUAUAUGGGGGGCAGAGUAGAGAUCUGGGGCCUGGAACCUGGAAGUCUGGGUUUUCUGCACUCUGGCAAGCAGUAAUGCCCUCCCUGACACUCCUGCUGGAAUCUGAGUGAAGCGGGCAGGGCCAGUGCUACCAGCCGCAUUGUGCAGGGAAUAUGGCAGCCUGUAGUGGUCGGGCUGAUAAAUGCCUCAGACUGAUGUUAAGCAGAGCGCUCUUUCUGUGACAAUGGGAGAGAAUGUCGGCUAAGCAUGAGCAAGGGACUAAAGAAUACAAAAAAGAGGGCCGGAGCAAUAGUACAGAGGGUAGAGCAUUUGCCUUGCAUGUGGCUGACCUGGGUUUGAUCCCAGUAUCUCCUAAUUAUCCCCUGAGCACUGCCUGCAAUAGUUCCUGAGUGCAGAGUCAGGAGUAACCCAUGAGCAUCUCCAGGUGUGACAGCCCCCCCCCAAAAAAAAUAAUACAGAAAGAGGGCUCAGGGCGGGCCCUCCCCAAGAGUGCCUGCUUUACUGUGUGAGGUCAUAAGUUUGAUCCCCACCACCACCCCACAUUGCCCCUGAUGCAGUCCCCGGAUCUGUGGGCGCAAUCCUUGGCACCAUAACCCAGUGUGUGAUGCCUGGUACACCACAACCCAGUGUGCAGCACAACCCCUGGUCUCCAACACUAUAACAAGGGGAGGGGAAGAGGAAUAUGAAAUGAAAAACAGAGACUCCACAGUGCACGCAGGUGGCCAGCCCCUGUGCAGGAACGAGCCUGCUCCACCAGGACAGAGGGGUGCGGGAAAGGGGAGCCCCUGCUCCCUGACUGUCACCUCCCCACCUGGGGGCCCGGUCCUGGGAGUCUGGGUGCCUGAAAGAGGCGAGCAGCUCAGGGAACAGGGCCGUAAGCCUACCUUGCCACUUGGGCAGUUCCAGGCCUUUGUCCUGCUGUAGAGGCCAGUAUCCUGGACCUCCCCGGGUCGCCCCUGGUAGCCAAGCUUCCGGUCUAUGCUGAAAGCACCUUUGUUCUUCCCUUAACUUCCCAUCCCUUGUAGGAAGGGACCCUGAAAGCAGACCCACCCCUGGCCCUUGAAAGUGUGUGUUUCUCUUGCUCUUCUCUUUUCCCUCUCUUUCUGUGGAUGUUGUUGCUGGCUGUCAGGGCGGGGUGGGACAGACUUGGCCUGAGAUGGCAGUUUGUUAUGGACACCAUAUACUGUACUGUAGCCCUGUGGGCCCCCAGCCGCACUGCUGCUACCAUCAGGUGCAGGUGUGUGGGUGGAACUUGCGGCCUCACUCCUGCAAAGCCGGGUCUCCUUAAGCCAAACCCAAAAUGCUUUCUUCCUGGAGAGAGCAUAGGGAAGGGCUAAGGUGCAUGUCUUGAUGGUGGCUCAACCCCAGGCAACACAUGAUUCGCUAAAACACGGCUGGGUGUGGGCCCUGAGCACAGAGCCCUGAGGAAAGGUCCUCUGCCAGCUGGCAGAGAAUCACUGGGACUGAUUGAUCUCAGGCCUCCUGAGCUCCCUUGGGAGCACCCCUCCCCCCCAAACCCAUGCAGUAGUCCAGUGUGGAACUUAUCUUUUGUGCCACAGGGGAUGGAACCCUGGGCCAGACACAUUCCAGACACGUGCUCAGCCACUGAGCUACAUCCCCAGCCCCCUCCUCAUUAUUUCCCAUCCCCCAUCCUAGAUCUCAAGAGUCCCAUCCUUCAGCAGAUCCGACUGCCGCCGCCUCCCCCCCCCCUCAUCUUGUGCUCCAAUGAUUUUUGUCAUGGGCUGGGUUCGAGGUGUUCAGCCUCAGAGAUUAUCCCAUCUUUAGAAAUUCUGGCCUUGGUUCUCUUGUUCGAGGUCUCUCGCAUCUAGAAACCCACUUCUGCCUCUAUUUCCCAACCUAGGAACGCAGUCACAGGCUCAUAAAAGCCUCAAUAAAUACUGUAGUUGAU